This is a messenger RNA of Trichomonas vaginalis G3, 459 nucleotides long. RefSeq lists its product as uncharacterized. Bases 1 to 459 code for a protein of 152 amino acids. The record is from RefSeq and is a predicted model, not a curated record. The transcript has a single exon. Lineage: Eukaryota; Parabasalia; Trichomonadida; Trichomonadidae.
AUGCUCCUACAUCUUACAGUAGAUCUAUUUGGUCACAUGGGAAAACCAAAUUCGUUUUUGCCACUUCGAAGUAGACCAAAGCAUUACUUUGCUGAGUUUGUUGUUUGCUCAUCAACUCUUCAUUCUCGUAAUGUUACAAAAUAUCCUUUAACUGACGAAGCCAGAGACCAUCUGACUUACCUAAAUGGAAGAAAAUAUAGACUGUACGAAUAUCUAGAAAACUUUAUCAGAAAAUUUGGAAAACUUCCAUGGCAAAAAUUUUUAUAUACGAUCGAAGCAGAUAAAUGUGGGAAAUGUACACCUCGAAAAUAUGCUCAAAGUAACUUACAAUUGCAUAAAACUGCAAUUAAAAAUGCAAUGUGGGAUACUCUUGUCGCAUACUCAAAUGGCGAGCUCACAGAGGAAAAGCACGCCCAAUUGGUAAUGAAAGAAUUCAAUUCUAUUCAUUGUUGCUUUUGA